AUGAUGCGGCCGUUCACGGUGCUGGGGAUGGUGGCAGCCUACGCACUGUUUGUGACGCGUCUGGGCCCCUGGAUGAUGCGCGACCGGAAGCCUUUUCAGCUGAAGACGACGCUCAUCGUGUUCAACGUCCUGCAGAUCUUCGCCAACGCCUACAUCUUCUAUAUGUUUGGAUCUCAAUUUUGGUUUACGACCUACAGUUGGCGGUGCGAACCCAUUGACACUUCGAAUUCACCCAGUGCCCUAGAGAUGAUCCGGCUGGUGAAUCUUUACUUCUGGUUGAAGAUUGCCGAUUUAUUGGACACCAUAUUUUUCGUUCUUCGCAAGAAAAACAACCAAAUCACUUUCCUGCACUUGUAUCACCAUAGUAAUAUGGUGUUUCUCAGCUGGGGCGGGUUGAAAUAUUUUCCAGGAGGCCACGGAACAUUUUUGGGUUUAAUCAACACAUUUGUACAUACUUGUAUGUACACCUACUACCUCAUCUCGGUUAUAUAUCCUCAUAAUGUCUGGUGGAAGAAGUACGUGACACAGCUGCAACUGGUUCAGCAGAUUGUGGUGGGGCUGCAUCUGGGGCAGCUGUUCGUGUCCAAUCCAUGCAACUUCCCGAUGUUGGGGCCGACUGUUCUGGUGCCGCAGACCAUUUUUCUCGUCCUCCUCUUCUCGCACUUCUAUCAGCGCGCGUACGGCCGGAAGGCGGCGCAGGACACUAAAGCCAAGGCCUCCUAG
Messenger RNA from Gryllus bimaculatus (two-spotted cricket), 723 nucleotides. The record is from the annotation of a GenBank genome assembly. NCBI's taxonomy places the organism in Eukaryota, Metazoa, Arthropoda, Insecta, Orthoptera, Gryllidae.